Gilbertella persicaria is the source of this 640-nucleotide messenger RNA. RefSeq names its product nucleophile aminohydrolase. Lineage: Eukaryota; Fungi; Mucoromycota; Mucoromycetes; Mucorales; Choanephoraceae. The transcript has 2 exons. Gene Ontology annotation, cellular component: proteasome core complex, beta-subunit complex; proteasome core complex; nucleus. Gene Ontology annotation, biological process: proteasomal protein catabolic process. The record is from RefSeq and is a predicted model, not a curated record. Gene Ontology annotation, molecular function: peptidase activity. Bases 34 to 618 code for a protein of 194 amino acids.
UUUUUUUUCUUUUUCUUUAUUAUUGUAUACAUAAUGGAGUGUCUUUUUGGAAUCACAGGCAAUGGAUUUACUUUACUCGCUGCUGAUACUGUCAGUGCCCGUAGUAUUGUAGUGAUGAAAGGAACAGAAGACAAGUCGCGCGAAUUAAAUGCACACACGGUGAUGCUUUAUACAGGUGAACCUGGUGACACUGUCAACUUUGCUGAAUAUAUUCAACGCAACAUCAGGUUAUACGGUAUCAGAAAUGGUCUUGAAUUGAGUCCUAAAGCCACAGCCACUUUUACCAGACGUGAGUUAGCUGACUCACUUCGAAGCAGACAUCCUUAUUCUGUCAAUCUGAUUAUUGGUGGUUAUGACACAAAGAGCAAAAAACCUGAGCUUUAUUGGAUUGAUUAUCUUGGGGCUAUGGCCAAAUUACCCUUCUGUGCACAAGGCUAUGGUGCCUACUUUUGUACAUCGCUUAUGGAUAGAUAUUAUAAGGACGACAUGACCCUGGAAGAAGCAAAGAAAUUGAUGGGCAUGUGUAUACAAGAACUCAAGACAAGAUUUAUUGUCAAUUUACCCAAAUUCAAGGUUCAAUUGGUUGAUCAAGAAGGUGUUCAUGAAGUUGAAUUAUAAUUAAAAACAAAAAAAGAGAGCG